AUUUGUAUUGUUAUAUCAAACUAACGGUUUAUUUAAGACAAACAACAAACCAUUUGUAUUACUUGUAGUCAUAAUAUGUUUAUUUUGUCACUAAUGAGUCUUAUAAUUGUGACAUUUGUUACGAUUAUCAUCAGUAGACAAGUGAUGUCAGAGAGUGAUGAAAAAACAGCCUUUGGUUUCGACCGCUUGGAACCCAUUAACUGUGAUAUCAAUGUCUAUGAAUUUGUAGGCAAUGUCUUGGAUUGUACAUCACUUCGAUGGUCUAACAUUGAUAAUAACCCGUCCAUUGAAUGUUGCAAAUCAGUCGAAACUAAAUGCAUUUUGAUUCGUGAGGCACUUAUUCGUUGCGAUAUUCCCGACAAAGACUUUUAUUCUACCAUUCAGUAUGAAAUUAGACGUGUUUUGGACAAUGGUUUAUGCGAUAAGUUGUCUAAUACAGGAUAUGAUAAGUGCUAUAAACAGGUCUUACCCAAUGCUACCCAAUCCGAUCAAUGCAACCAAUAUAUACCGUGCAAUGCAAAUGACAUUUACGAUAAUCCGUUUCCAAAGAGAGUUAAAUCACAAAAAAUCAAUUCAAGUCUUAGUUUUCUUUGGAUAUUAAUCGUCAUUCUUCUGAUAUUAGUACUGAUCUCUGCCUUGACUUUCAUUGUCUUUAGAUAUAUCAAAACUGAAAGUGUAUCCAAACCUUCUCGUCAGUCGUCAAAUAAAUUGUCGCCCAAGAGAUCAGUUGAGCGAUCAGUUGAGCGAUCAGUUGAGCGAUCAGUUCGGUCCAGAAUUUAA
Molecule: messenger RNA, 780 nt
Organism: Oppia nitens
Lineage: Eukaryota; Metazoa; Arthropoda; Arachnida; Sarcoptiformes; Oppiidae
Exons: 3
Coding region: 76-780 (234 amino acids)
Source: RefSeq, a predicted model, not a curated record